Messenger RNA from Rosa rugosa (rugosa rose), 2618 nucleotides. Its product is annotated as wall-associated receptor kinase-like 3. Gene Ontology annotation, cellular component: plasma membrane. The transcript has 3 exons. The coding region runs from base 126 to 2552 and encodes 808 amino acids. Lineage: Eukaryota; Viridiplantae; Streptophyta; Magnoliopsida; Rosales; Rosaceae. Gene Ontology annotation, molecular function: protein serine/threonine kinase activity; calcium ion binding; polysaccharide binding. Gene Ontology annotation, biological process: protein phosphorylation; cell surface receptor signaling pathway. The record is from RefSeq and is a predicted model, not a curated record.
AAUAAUUUAACUGGCAUAUCCUUCAUAGACACCAUGAUACUUUUUCAGAAAAGAGCUACAUACCUACAAUGUUAGUAGUAACCAACAGCUGAGAGAUAUAGGAGAAAGAAGAAGACAGAUCUCGAAUGGCAAUAAUAUUAUUGCAAUUGCUAGUUCGUAUCACCCUUCUGUUAACGUUCUGGUCAACAAGUACUAUGGCAACAUCAUCAUCUUCAGAAUUAGCAUGGCCGAUAGCAAAGCCUAAUUGCGAAACUCAUUGCGGAAAUAUUAGCAUCCCAUACCCUUUCGGGAUCGGACCUAACAAAGAUUGUUACUUCGACGAAUGGUUUGAAAUAGAGUGCGUCAACAACUCCACAGGUCCUCACAAGCCUUUCUUGAAGCGCACACAGCCGAAGCUAGAGGUGCUGAAUAUUUCAAUGGAAGGCACGCUUCUAGUUAACAACCCGGCCACUUUCUUCUACGAAAGAAACAGAACUCGGCAAUUGGCCCCGAAUUUGACAGAAGGCCCUUUCAUAUAUUCACAGACAUACAACAGAUUCACUGCAAUGAGUUGCGGAUUCUCGGCGCUGGUAAGGUCAGAUUAUGAUGAGCGUGUGCUUGGUGGGUGCUUUUCAGCUUGUAAUACAGAUAGUUCGAGUAUAUACAAUUAUGGAUAUGAUUGUAUUGAUGGUAUUAACUGCUGCCAGGCUACUCUCCCUCCAUAUCUCACUUUGAUCACUACAAAGGUACAAUAUUCCGAAACUGAUGGAGAAUUGUUGACUUAUUACAACUACGCCUUCCUGGCCGAGCAAACAUGGUUUCAGAAUAAGAAUUUUAAGAAUACCACUAUGGAGCUCAAGAAUGCAUGGUUUGAGCAAAACAUAUCGAAAUUCAAGGCUAUAGAGGCGAGUAUGGGCAUGUUUCCUGUGGUUCUUGAUUGGAGCAUAAGAUUAUAUGAUACUAGUUCAUAUUUCGCAAUAUUUAAAGGGUUCAUCGGAUCACACUCGAGCUAUAAUGACUCAAGACCCUAUUGCGAGGCUGCUACUUCGUCGUACAAUAAUGUUCCAAGGCUUGACUGCAGCUGCGUCUGUCCACUGGGUUUUGAAGGAAAUCCUUAUCUUCUCCAACCUUGUCAAGAUAUUGAUGAAUGCAAGGGGAGUAAUCAGUGCGUGACUCAAGGAGAAACAUGUGAGAAUUUUGUUGGAGGGUACAAAUGCUAUUCAAAUGUAACUGGCGCUACAUGUGAAUACUUUGCUGAUCGUUAUGGUGUAGCAAUAGCUACAUCAUGCCACAUAAAUAGUAGUCCCUUUGCUAGGGCCGAUAAUAUCAGAACUAUUCUUCUAGGUCUUGGUGCGGGUGUCGGGCUGUUGCUACUACUUAUUGGUACAUGGUUGGUGUACAAAGUGGUGAAGAAAAGGAAAAAGAUUCAGCGCAAGCAAAUAUACUUCAAACGAAAUGGCGGUUUAUUGUUGGAACAACAAUUAUCGUCAGGUGAAGUUAAUGUUGAGAAAAUUAAGUUGUUCAAGUCAAAGGAAUUAGAGAAGUCUACGGAUAGUUACAAUAACGAUAGAAUUCUUGGCCAAGGAGCUCAAGGUAUUGUUUAUAAAGGAAUGUUGGCAGACGGAAGAAUUGUUGCUGUGAAAAAGUCGAAAAUAGUCGAUGAAGGAAAGCUUACAGAAUUCAUCAAUGAGGUUGUCAUUCUUUCACAAAUCAACCAUAGGAAUGUGGUUCAACUAUUGGGAUGUUGUUUGGAGACGGAAGUUCCUAUUUUAGUUUAUGAAUUCAUACCGAAUGGAACGCUUUCAGGGUAUAUCCAUGGACAAAAUGAGGAAUAUCCACUUACAUGGAAAAUGCGCUUACGAAUUGCUACAGAAAUUGCAGGAGCUCUUUCUUACUUACAUUGUGCAGCUUUAUUUCCCAUUUAUCAUAGAGACAUCAAGUCUUCAAACAUACUCUUAGAUGAGAAAUACAGAGCAAAAGUUGCUGACUUUGGAACUUCAAGAUCAAUUGCCAUUGACCAAACUCACCUAACAACACUUGUACACGGCACAUUUGGCUACUUGGACCCUGAAUACUUUCAGUCAUGUCAGUUUACUGACAAAAGUGACGUGUAUAGCUUUGGAGUUGUCCUUGUUGAGCUCUUGACCGGUCGAAAGCCAAUUUCUGCAAUAACAAGGCCACAAGAAAAAACAAGGCCACAAGAAGAAGAAUAUAGAAGUCUUGCCACUAAUUUCAUUGUUUCAAUGCAGAAAAAUAUUCUAUCUGACAUUCUCGACGCACGAGUUAGGAAGGAGGGCAAAGGAAAAGAGAUUAGGGUAGUUUCCAACCUUGCACGAAGAUGCUUGGAAUUAAAUGGAAGAAAUCGCCCUACAAUGAGAGAGGUCACAAUGGAGUUGGAGGCUAUCCAAAUGUUGGGAGAAAAUGCUCAAAAUGAUGAAGGUGUUGAAUAUUCAGAAAAUGAUUCCGUUAAGCGUUGGGAUGUUGUUUCAAGCACAACUGAUCAGUCAGCUUCGUAUGGUGGUCCGACUUCAUCCUUACUGGAGCAUCAACAAUUAACCACUAAGACCUGGUGAAGAAAACAUUUCUUGUGAUGUAAGUUUGUUUGUAUCAGCCACUACAAUAUACAUGCAUUUUGGAAC